UUUUCAACCAAUCAAAAGUGCCGGAAGUCAAGCAGUGCGUACCUGCCGGUAACAAAUGCAAAAUGGCGGAGAAAGAUCCUACUUGUAAUCCUAUACAGCCUUUGCUGGAGAAGACUGAGCAUGGAGCAGAUCUUCCCAGUGAUGCAGAAGUCGCAUCAGCCCCACAGGCUGUGCCAGGUCCAGAGGACUUUAAAAACUUUGACAUCGUCAGGGCGACGCAGUAUGGUGCUUUUGACCGUGUCAGGGAGCUGAUAGAGGCCGGGUAUGAUGUCAACCAGAUGGAUAAAGAGAACGUCAGCCUCCUCCACUGGGCAGCUAUAAACAACAGGGCCCAGAUAGUCAAGUAUUUCACAUCCAAGGGUGCAGUUGUGGACAAGUUUGGCGGGGACCUCAAUUCCACCCCUCUGCACUGGGCAACAAGACAAGGCCACCUGUCUAUGGUUGUACAGCUGAUGGCGUAUGGUGCUGAUCCCUCACUGAGAGACGGAGAAGGCUGCAGCUGUGUCCAUCUUGCCGCCCAGUUCGGUCACACAGCCAUUGUGGCCUACUUUAUUGCUAAGGGUCAAGAUGUGGACAUGGUGGACAGAAACGGCAUGACAGCUCUAAUGUGGGCCUCGUACAGGGUGUUUGGUAGGUAUGAUCCUGUGCGACUGCUGCUGACAUUCGGAGCAUCUGUGAACAAGGCUGACAAAUACCAGGGCAACACCCCCAUACACUGGGCAUCACAGACAGGCAACCACCUCGUCAUCAAGAUGCUGCUCAAUGCAGGAGCUGAUCUCAAUAUUGAAAACGCCAAGGCCCAGACGCCCGCUGAGGUUGCUGUGGCAACCAAGAACAUAGGUCUGGUAAAAAGGCUGCGUCAAGCUAGGUAUGAGAAGGGCCUGGAUCGGUCCCACGUUUUCCAGUCCUACACCACGGACAAGACAGUACGGAAGUAUUUUGCGUAUUGCUUCCCCUUCAUUGCCCUGUUUGUGAUUGGCUACAUCCCGGAAACGCCCUUGACCUGGGUCGAGAAACUGGGUUUCUACCUCAUCACGUUCGGAGUGUGGAAACUGUCAACAAUAUUCUUUUUUGAUGAAAAUGUGACCCAGCUGAUGCCAGUGUCGAUCUACCUGGCAACCAAGUUCUGGAUGUACUAUACUUGGUUCGCCUACCUCUACCCCUAUGUGGGUGAGACUUGGAAGACUGUUGCAUUUACUGCCAACACAUUACUGCUGACUUACAAUUUCUGGAAAGCAUGGCGGACUGACCCUGGCUACCUCAAGAGUACAAGGGAAGAGAAGAUUAAGACUAUACUUGACCUAGCUGAAACACAGACCUUGACCUUGGCCCAGUUCUGCAGCACAUGCUUGAUACGUCGACCAAUCAGAUCGAAGCAUUGCUCCAUCUGCGAUCGCUGUGUAGCCAAGUUUGAUCAUCACUGUCCCUGGGUUGACAAUUGUGUUGGUGCGUACAACCACAAGUACUUCCUGGGCUUCCUCUUCUUCCUGAUGGGCAUGCUGGUCUGGUGCCUCCAUGGCAUCUUCCUCUACUGGAGAAAUGAGUGCCCAUUUGAUAUCUAUGAAGAUGGUAUCACUGGCAUCGUUUACAAGAUCUUCAAGAAGUCUCCGUGGGUGGGCUGGAUUGCCAUCAAUGCAUUUGGUCAUAUAUUCUGGGUCACCUGUCUGUUCGUGUGUCAGCUGUAUCAGAUCAUGUGGCUCGGCAUGACAUCAAAUGAACGUCUCAACCAGGGACGUUAUACCCACUUUCAUAAAUAUGCGAAUGAACGACAUGGUCACAGUCAUGGUCAAGAUCAAGGUCAUGGUCACAGUCAUGGUGCAGGUCAAGGUCAUGGUCACAGUCAUGGAGGGCCAGGGCCAGAAGACACUCAACCCCCAAAGAUUGUUAGUCCAUUCCACCGUGGCAUUGUCAGGAACUUGACCGAUGUGCUGGACGUACGUUGCUGUGGGUUACUGCGACCUAGUAGGAUUGACUGGACCAAGAAGUUCGACACUGGCGAUGCAGCGGACUUCUCCAGCCGCAUGCCCCUCCAUGUCCCCCGAGAAAACUACCAGUUUGUGUGACGAGUACAUCAUUCAUCCAUCAUUCAUUAUCGUGAUCAGCUGAUUGGGUGAUUGACACUUGUGUGGUAGAUUUCAUACUGUUCGACUGUGAGCUAUGCUUGUAUAUUUAUGUACCAAAAAUUCUCUCCAUAAUUUGUAUAUACUGGACAUGAUUUCUGUUGUCUGUAGUGGUACGUCAGUGCCAAUUACUAAAAUGUAAACGAUCAAAUGUCUAAUUCCUGGUUGCCUUUUAGAAAAUAUUGCACAACGCAACUGUUAAUAUAUAACAUAUACUCUGAUAAAUUCAGAUAGCACAUGUUUGUACAUUUCUUUUCUUAAAGACAUUUCUGCAUUUUUUGUGAGUUGUCAGGGAGUCACAACGUGUGUAUAAUUAUUGUGGAUAAAUCAUCUGACAUUAAUACAUGCAAACCUAACAGUAGCUAGAUAUAAGAAGAUGAAAUUUAUGAGUUUGAGCGUUAUUUUUAUUUAAUUGGUUAUGAAUCCACUAAUUAAAAAUUUCACAUAUGUGGAAUAAAAUGAAUCAUUUUGAGUAAUUUUGUUUCCUCCCCCUGAAUCUGCUUAAUUAUUUUAGUAUUGAAAUAGAAAUAUUGAAACAACUACCUGUAAUCAUAAGACAAGUAGAAAGGAAAUAAUCAUUUGACGUUUCAUGACUAUUGUCAGACCUCGUCUGUCCUGGUGCCAUCUCUACCUAGCAUCUUCAGGAAUACACAACGUGGUCUUGCUAGUGUUGUAGCCCAGGACCAUUUCAGAGUCAAACGUUUAUCUCAUCAGACUGAGUGAGGAGGGAGGUGAAAUGGGGUUUGACUUUGUGCGUGUGUGGCUAUUUGUAUUAGUCUGGACUUAUAGUGAUAGUCCACUGAGGUAUCAUGCCUCAGUUUAGCAUGAAUACUCGACUCAGACACAGUAUACUGAUUCCGAGCUAUCAGUCCUGGUUUUAGCCCCUAAAUGCUGAAUGCCAGGCAGGUAACAACAAGUACUAUCUUUUGAUGUCUUUUGGUAUGACGAGGCUUAGGGAUGCAACCGCUGACCUGCUCUCCCCAAAUCCCAGCCUCACCAUCAUUGUGGACAUUCUGGAUGAAAUGGCAGUGAAAGUAUCAAAGAUAAUUUAUGUGGACUGUUAUUGUUUGUCAUGACAAACAGUGUGGUGUAAUGGUCUUCUGUUAAGUGUCCAACAUGAGACUUGAUAAUAUAGACUUGGCGAUUAUCCAAUUUGUCAAUUAAUCACUCGAUUUGCUGUGCAAAGUUGCAUCCCUUGGGCACGCCAGAAACCUAUGAUUGUGGGUUUGAAUCCCGGUUCGCCCUGAUUAUGUUUCUAGGUUUGUCAGCACCAUACCUGUGCUCGUGGGUUUCACCGAAGU
Haliotis rufescens (red abalone) is the source of this 3421-nucleotide messenger RNA. RefSeq names its product palmitoyltransferase ZDHHC17-like. Gene Ontology annotation, molecular function: protein binding; palmitoyltransferase activity. Gene Ontology annotation, cellular component: Golgi membrane. The transcript has 15 exons. Gene Ontology annotation, biological process: protein palmitoylation. The record is from RefSeq and is a predicted model, not a curated record. Bases 63 to 2063 code for a protein of 666 amino acids. NCBI's taxonomy places the organism in Eukaryota, Metazoa, Mollusca, Gastropoda, Lepetellida, Haliotidae.